This is a messenger RNA of Xylaria bambusicola, 3870 nucleotides long. RefSeq lists its product as uncharacterized. The record is from RefSeq and is a predicted model, not a curated record. Bases 277 to 3474 code for a protein of 1065 amino acids. The transcript has a single exon. NCBI's taxonomy places the organism in Eukaryota, Fungi, Ascomycota, Sordariomycetes, Xylariales, Xylariaceae.
CGCGGCAUGACCGCCCAGCCGAGUCAUAAGCCAAUUGCCAUGUUUCGCUCCUGUGCUUAGCCUUGACGUGCGAAUCAUUGCUAUAGACGCCCAGCUUUGUGCGCCACCAAAACCAAUGGUCGACUGUUGACUCCCUUGAUCGUCCGUCCAUCAGCCUCCAUUCAGCCUCCCUGCGAUCCGUGCCCCCGUCAUGUUGAUAGGGCUCGGCCGGUAGAACCAGCGACACUCGCCCCGUCCCGUCCCGUCCUUGCCCGUGCAGAACGCGUCCAGCCCGGCAUGCUUCAUAUCCGCUUCCACAGACGGACACCGUCCAAUCCCACCUCGCCUACACUCGACCGGUCUUCCUGGGACACCACAGCCGUCCAGCCCGCGAAUCUCGUCCCCACCGAUGGCGUCCCGGCUCCUGAUAUUCGCCCACGCUCCGCCACCUCGGCUCCCUACUCCCAGGCCCAGAGUCAGUCCCUGUCGCAAUCUCUGCGGGACCAGAACCCUCCUGUGUUACCGCCCAUCGCUAGAGUUGUCUCUGCCGAUUCUAUACUCUCUACACAGAGCCAGAACUCGGACCAGAAACCAGCUGAAGACGUGAAGUCCUGCGAUGAACCGAAACCUUUACUGCGAUCCCCUUACAAUGAACAACCCAAGUUCAUUGGUGGGCUAGCAUUGGAGAACUAUCGUCGAGAACAAGCUGCUAUGAACCAGCCUGCACAAUCGCAGAGGGUUCCAAAUGCGCCUCCAAUAGCUUCAGCCUCACCCACCGUCUCACCCUCUGGUACCAGCACAUCAAUCCCUCCUUUCGGCAGUAGACCUCAACAACCAGUGCCACCUCCUGCUAAACCGACCAAGGCCCCGUCAUUCGUGAGCCCGACGGAUCUUCAGAAUGCCUUGCCUACAGGUAAACGACCGCCCGGUGCAAGGAUGACGUCCGAUCAGUCCCUAGCCUCAAAUCCUCCUGUCGCCCGGGAUGCUACCAAGGCGAAAAAGGGGUUGCCUUUCCUGAAGAACCCAAUGUCUACAUUGCUCGCUAGGAGGAAGACCAGCCAAAAUAUACCAGAUCUUACUUUGUCUACAGGGGAGCCUACCUAUGACCCUCGAAUACGAGGCACCCGGGUACAUGACUUCAGCAACCCAAGGCCAUGGAAACCCGUGGUGCAACCUAGCAAAAUUGGCAAUGAAUCCGCAAAUUCCGGAGAUAGCCAGGUCUUUCAUUCACAGCAUAGUACUCCCGCAAUACAACCCAGUAGAGCGCCACCAGUCCCUCCGAAAGACGAGCAUUCUAGGUCAAGCCGAACCUCAUCUUCUUACUCCAAGGGUUACUCUAUGGACACGACUCUGAGUCAGAGGUCUCGAGAGUCGUCAGUCACCCAGCUCGCUGAAACAUAUGCUGGAGAAGAAAGCACUCAGCGACGAAAAAGUGCUCUAUCUAAAGCCUCCAUGUCUCGUAAAGCUUCAGCAGCUUCUGUAAAGAGCUCUUUCUCUGCUAUACCCAGGCAUAUGAAGAGCACCUCAUCUCGAUUCAGUUUCGAUAUGAUUGGAGCUGCAGAACAAGAAAAGUUACUAGAGGAAAGGCACCGACAACGCCAACAGGAUAAAGCCUCGGGUCUAAUUGGUGACCGAAGGGAUUCGCGCUUCGACGAGUUUGACGAGGACGGAUUUGAUUAUGACGCAAUGGAUUAUGAUGAUGAUUUGGAAGAGCGAAUUCCUGGCGUCAACGCCGACUUAGAUGAUUAUGAGGAAGACCUUGAAGCAGCAAACGACCCAGAUAAUGAUCAGGAUAACUUUGCUGGAUUCGUAUUUCAGAGGUCAGAGCCAGUAUCCUCGUUAACAAGCCCUUACGGUCCUGGCCUACUCCCAACGCCUAGGGAUGCUAACGGAGAUAUCAUCGGAUAUGCUCGCACAGGGGAGACUCCCAGGUCUGGACAGUUCCCAGAGACCUCUAUGGGCCUGCUUGCUGAGCCUAGCCCCAACCAAGUUUAUAAUGACGGUACUACUGCGGGCCUAGGGAUUCAAGAGCCGGGUGCUGCGAUGGGUUCUCCUAAGUUAACAGCAUCCCAACCACCAGCUCAAGGCAGAACCCAUCUCAGCAAGGACGAUGAACUUUACUUCAAUGACGGCUUAAUACACGACUUUGAUGGGGAAGGAGACGGGUCAGCAUUUGAUGAGUCUAUCUUCGACUUAAAUGACACCGACCAGUACGGGCGCCCAAUUCCCCAGGUGUUUGCUAAUGCUUUGGCACAAAGAAAUGCAGCUUUGGAGACGAAGAAGCGGGAGUCUGAUAUGACUUCGAGACUUUCUGCUCAGUCGGCGGUGUCACAUUCGACUGCUCAUACUUCAUUAAGCGUUGAGGCGCACGCAAAAUCAGCGGGUCCUCAGGAUGAAACAACUACUUCACAUAUAAUAGCUCAAACUUGUGACGUGGAAGACAUUUCACACAUGACUCAACCUCUGGAAUCACAGCAAGCAAUUUCUGGGUUAGAAGGCAACGUAGUGGCAGCGUAUCAAGCAGCACUGGCUGCCGCUGCGCAUAAGGCCGCAGCUUCUGGUAAAUUCCGUCGAGAUUCGUCCCCUGAACCACCGAGGGACUUCACAGUCACAUCACCUACAACAUCAGGUUCAUCAUAUUCGCAACAAGACGCGGUUAACGAGACUGAAUUAGCUGACUACGAAUACGACGACGGAUUCUCGGCGGGAUUAGAUGAUUACGAACUAGACGACGACGCCAUCAUCGCCGAAGCCAACGCAAGUGCUCUAGCUAACGACUCCGACGGCUGGUACGGACAAGAAUUCGGCUUCUACUCCGCCCCUGUCCCGCAAUCAGGGUACAGCCAGAGCUCCCUCAGCGAGAAGAACAUCUUUCAAUAUUCCCACGGCGGAUACUUCGGUCCCAGCGGCGUCACUCGGUCUACUUCCGGCCGCGUCGUUUCGCGCGAACCGAACCUGACGCCCAUCACAGAACGCUCGGAGUACUCCAACAGAAACUCCCUGAUGAGCAUCGGCUGGCCGCAAGGACCGAGCAGCAGCGGGCCCAUUCAAUCCCCUGGUCUCGCCCAACUCGCCAUGAUGGCCGAAGACCACGACAUGUCUCUAUCAGCAUUGCUCAAACUCCGGAAUAAAGCCUGGGGCGGAUCACAAGUAUCUCUCUCGAGCUCCCGCGAGGGAUCACCCUACGAUCGCAACGGCGCGACAAGUCCCCAGGAUUUCUUCGCGGGCGGGAGAAAGAACUCGUCCUUCUCGAUAUAUUCCCAAGACUCCGCGGGCGCCGCGGGAAGUGAUUCGGGCAGUCCGACACUGACGAUGGCUAUACCCGCCGUGACGACGGGUUCGAUCCCCUCGCUUGCGAAUGCUAUGUCGCCUAGUAUUUCUUCGGCAUCGUCACAGGUUUUUGCGACGACGUUUCCGCCUUUGUCUGAGGUCGAAGAGCCUGUUUCGCCGGAGGGGAAGAGGCCUUAUAGACGGGUGGGAAGUGGGAGUGGAUAGGAUAGGGUGAGAUUUGGGGGCGGUAGCACUCACCACCUAUACUGAACGUCGUGGAGGGAGAAGGAUGUGGCAACGCAGUUCUUGAUUGACACUUUCUACUGUUUCAUACUUGUCUUACCUCAUUUCAUUUUGUCGGGGGUUGAGAAAAAAUACAUACUGUUUAUGUUACCUAGGUAUAUAAGAAGGGAAAGUAGGGUAUAGGCAUUAGGAGUCACGGGGCAUUCAUUGGUCUACAUAACACGGCACGCGGUUUGCAUUGGAUAUGGAUAUGGAUAUGGGUGGCUUAUAGUCGUUGGGAUGGGACGAGUUUUGUAUUGUUGAUAGUGGUAUUAAUGAUAAUCAGAUAUUGAGCUCGCUAAUUUACAUAAGUGGUCACCUCGCAUCGAGACGUCAGAU